Molecule: messenger RNA, 2281 nt
Organism: Folsomia candida
Lineage: Eukaryota; Metazoa; Arthropoda; Collembola; Entomobryomorpha; Isotomidae
Exons: 5
Coding region: 128-2065 (645 amino acids)
Molecular function (GO): protein binding
Source: RefSeq, a predicted model, not a curated record
CACAACGUCCGUAGCAUUGAAAUUUGUCGAGCGGGAUGUUCAACAGUCAAACAGAUUUGUUGUCGAACAGCCACAAAAACAAAAAUAAAAUUAGGAAAAUAUUUUAUUGACUUGACCAGCCUAUAAAAUGGAGGGGAACGACGCAGUUCUUUUCGAACCAAGAUUUCGAAAGUGCCGUUUAUGCGGUAAUUGUGUAUGGGGGUCAACCUGUGGGUGUGCCACUGCUGGAAGCGGUGAUGCCGGCAGUGGAUGGACACAAUCUGCCAUCCUGCCCUACAUUGAAAAUCAAAAAUACACUUUCGGGAGCAAGUACAUCUCGAGGGACGACCAAGGUGAAUUCAUUUUUGUGAAUACUGCUAAAAAUCCUGGAAAUCUGGCAGAAAUUACGUGCUCCGGUGGAAACUAUUGGCUUGCACCUGUCGGGAAAAGAGUAAUUUUUGUUAAUGAUGUCCAACUGGAGAAAAGUUGUCGCACACAACUUAAUUUUGGGGACAAGAUCGCUUUACUCGGCAAAGUUAGACCGAGACGAGAACUAUAUCGAGAGAAGAGGAACGAAUCUCUUGACGGAUAUUUUUUAUUUAAAGAACGAAGUUGUCAAGGACGAUAUGGGGAGGAUCCGGACAUGCCAGAUCUCGUACCGCAUGCAAAUGAAAAUGUAGACUUCAAGGCAGGACGGAAUCAACUGGUCUUGUCGAACAUAUUUUCUUAUCUUCCCUUCCACACUUUGAAGACGGCACGCUUGGUGUGUCGCCUAUGGGACACUGAAGCAUCCCGGAUCAUCAGGAAAAAAUCCAGUGUUAUAUUUAACUAUUAUUUCCCACACAACUACAAGUAUCCAGUCGACUCGAUGAGGUUGUUUCGAUAUCUUAAAGAAAUGAAGAAUCUACAACCAACCAGCUGGGACUUGCAACUCCCCCCUUUUACCCCAACAAAUGGUCCAAACACCUGGAUAAAUUCAGCUAAAGGACAGCAAAUAGUUUUGAAACUUGUCGACGAUCUGAACUGGUUCCUUCUGCCGGAUCGAGGUCAUCAUAUCACAAGUUUGGAUUUGGGAGGGAGAAUCCUUUGUGAGGCCGAUUACAAGAUUCAUCUCAGCAUUAUUAUCAAACUCCAAGCAACCCUUAUCGACCUAGAGUUAUCUUGGUUCCUCAAGUUGGUAGAUAUGGUCGAGUGCGCACUUCCCGAGGAACUUAAGCUCAACAAGCUCGCAAUCUUUACAUUCUCCAUAGGAACGGUUAACCUAGAUGCCCUCGUCAACCAGACUAUUAUGUCAUCCUGGGCUGCAGCAGUUCAACGAGUCAAAACCAUCCGUUUUAAUUGUGAUGAUGAUGAGGAAUCAGCCUUCGUUAACAUUUUGCUCAAAUACGAACAACCCUUUCCCAAUUUGGUGGAAUUUAUUACCACAUCCACACGAGACAACGUGCUUGAUUUCCUCCUGAAGUUGACUACUCCCCUCAAGAAGUUGAAACUCUGCAAUUUACAAUGCUUGGAACGACGAGGGAACUAUGCCAAAUUCGAAAAAUUGCUCCGCAAGCAUGCCGCCACACUGGAAAGCUUGCAGUUCAUGUAUGAUAUCGACGACAAAAAUGUGGAAGGUCGAACUAUCCACCUCCCUAUUUUCCCCCAACUGAAAAUGCUCUUCGUAGGAUGGAUGGAAUUUUCUAAUCUGAAAAUUCGUUUCCCUUCAGGCAUCGAUAACGGCGAUGUUCUCGAUUAUGAAAGGCACCUCCCAAGACUCCAAGCGCUCUCGCUAUCUCUGUUCCCUUCCUCUUUCCCGUCUACUCGUGACUGGGAAAAUCAACGAGACAGGCUGGACAUAUUUUUCCCCACAGUGGACAGAAAUGGGGCGCCGAUUGAGACGAGAUGCGUCACGCUGAGGGAGCUGUCCCAAAAUAUUUACGUGUCGUACAUGCCCGGUUUUUGUUGCGUGAGUGACUUUCCAUCCGACCUCCCACUCACUCGUAUGUUUCCAAAUGUUUGGAAUGACUGGAUGACCAAACGAAGGAGAGAGGAGUUGGCAUCAGCAUCAUCUCAACUAGUGGAAAAUAUCGACAAGGUCGACUGAUCUGCGACAGCGGCACACUCCUCAGUACCACCAAAUUAAAUGUGAUGAACUCAAUUUAUUUACUUUUUGAUAACAGUUGUUGGUUUUAAUUUGUUGUCAGUAGAAACUAUCUUUUGAUUUUCAUUGUUAUCAAUGUCGUUUUUUAAAUUAAAUAUUCGAAAUGUAGUUAUAAACGACGAAUAUGUAGAAUAAACGAUGUUUUGUUUUUUAGCUUAA